AGUUUGUAUUCAGAGUUUGAUUUACAAGUUAAAUUCUGGGGGUAUGUUUUCAAGACUUACUUUGGAAAUAGCCCUUCAAUCUUACUGCACUGGGGCGACACGAUGAGCAGUGCUUGUAAAAAGAUGAAUUUAAGAUUCAAACUUGAUCUGAGACUCUUGGUUUGGAAGGAAGACGCUGCCAUUUUUGAUGGUGGCACUGGGGAAGUUGCGAAAAAGGCAGCAACUGCUAAAUUGUAUUCCGACCGCCUGAAGUCAGUUAUGGCCACUAAAUGCCAUUUGAAUGAAUUUAUAACAUCGGCUACAUAUUUAAAAGAAAGCAUUGUAACAAAAGUAAGACUUCCAGUUGUACAAAUCAUGGGGCUCGAUGCACAUUUGUGUACAAUGAGAUUAAAAGGCAAAAAAUCUUACGCCCUCGAGGAAGUUUGUGCGUUUCCCUUCCCUGUCUCUUUGUACGGAAUCCGGUCUGGAGGUAUUGAAAAUCUGAUCAAUGGGCUAUCAACAAUAGAGGUAAGACACAGCUGA
Molecule: messenger RNA, 522 nt
Organism: Mucor mucedo
Lineage: Eukaryota; Fungi; Mucoromycota; Mucoromycetes; Mucorales; Mucoraceae
Exons: 2
Source: RefSeq, a predicted model, not a curated record